Numida meleagris (helmeted guineafowl) is the source of this 3965-nucleotide messenger RNA. RefSeq names its product family with sequence similarity 222 member B (gene FAM222B). NCBI's taxonomy places the organism in Eukaryota, Metazoa, Chordata, Aves, Galliformes, Numididae. The record is from RefSeq and is a predicted model, not a curated record. Bases 599 to 2266 code for a protein of 555 amino acids. The transcript has 3 exons.
GCGGGCGCAUGUUGUGGUCAGUGUGCAGGGAGCAGCCGGUGUCAGGGGGCUUCAGCUUGGUGUGAACCAAUUUGCAAGCCCUCUGUUUUUAGGUUACACUGAGAGAGGGAGAAGGAAUGAGUCUCGUUUGGUCUCAAGCAGCCUGCUGGGCGGUAAAUGAGACACCGAGGUUCCCCCGGUGCGUGAAGGUUGCCCUGGAUUCACUCGUGUUUCCCGGCCAACGUUUGUACCGAAGAAACCUUACAACCCGCCUUCGUUUUUUGGGGUUUGCUUGCAGCAUUUGUACGUGCUGAGGUCGGGCCGUGCCUUCAGGGUUUGCCAUCCAUCCCAGCAGCAGUGGUGGAACCCCACGUGGCCGCCUCGUGAGGAACGCAGAGCAGCGGAGCGGAGCAGUCGGCCGCAAGCACUGGGCAGCGCUCAGCCAGCUCACGGGACCCUGCGGUGCUGGAAACAUGGAGCAGUGUGGAGCUUUCCUUUUGUGUGGGGAGCUGUGCUGCUCCUGCCGCCCCCAGCUUUGCGAACGAGCCCGCGGUUAAUCUCGGAAUUUCCAACUGUGCAGAGGAGUGAAUGGCCCAUGUUGUGUUAGUGCCUGUCUGCCAUGCUGGCCUGUCUGCCAGGACCAGGUGACCUCUCCUUUCAGCUUCUUUCUUACACGCAGAUGAACACUGGACUUCAGAAAUGGGACACUACACAGAAAAUGAGAUCUGCACAGUAUCCUACCCCAGCAGAAUUGGAUGCCUAUGCUAAGAAGGUCGCCAACAAUCCACUGACUAUAAAAAUUUUUCCAAACAGUGUCAAGGUUCCCCAGCGGAAACACAUACGCCGUACUGUGAACGGACUCGAUACUUCGGGCCAGAGGUACAGUCCUUACCCGUCUCAGGCCACCACGAAAACCGGCCUCCUGGCCAUCGUCAAGUCUCCAGCGAAAGGAAUUAUCAAGGACUUUGACGGGACGCGCACACGCCUGCUGCCGGAAGCGAUGAUGAAUCCCCCUUCCACCCCAUACGUUGCACCGAGCACUUUAACCCACCCCCAGGCGCUUGCUCGCCAGCAGGCUCUCCAGCAUGCACAGACUUUGCCGCACCCCCAGAGCAUCCCGCAGCCCCAGACUUUGCAGCACCCUCAGGGUAUACCACAGCCACAAAGCUUACCGCACCCUCAGGGGAUUCCUCAGCCGCAGGCGCUGCCGCACCCUCCGAACAUGCAGCAGCCUCAGGGCUUGCAGCACCCUCAGCCCAUGGCGCACCAGGCUCUGCAGCCCCCCCCGAACCCUUUGCUGCAGCCGGGUUUACAUGGAAGCAGAAAGAUGCCGGAUGCGGACGCGCCGCCGAAUGUGACCGUGUCUACCUCAACCAUUCCCCUCUCUAUGGCUGCCACCCUGCAGCAGAACCAGCCACCGGACCUGAGCAGCAUUGUGCACCAGAUUAACCAGUUCUGCCAGGCCAGAGCUGGCAUUAGCACUACCUCAGUCUGUGAGGGACAGAUCGCAAACCCCAGCCCCAUAAGUCGCAACCUGCUUAUCAAUGCAAGUACCAGGGUCUCUACUCACAACGUCCCUACGCCCAUGCCUUCCUGUGUAGUGAACCCUGUCGACCAUGCUGCUGCUGCUAUUCCUUCUGCCUCUGUCAACGUGCCCAUGGUGAAUAUUAACAGGGUGCCGCCCGCCUACCAGAACGAAAUCAAGUCGGUGGCGUGGAACCAGCACCAGCUCGCGCAUCUGCAGCAAAUGUGUGGGGAUGCUGCGGGGCCCGCCGCGCUCGCGGGGAAGCACGCUCCGAGAGAGAUGGCAGGGCAGAGCUUCCCCGGCAAAACCUCCGGCUACCCUCAAGAACUGUGCAUGGGCCAGUCCUUCGGCUUGAAGCCCCCCAUCGAGAAGCCCACGCCCUCCCCUCCCGUCAACGGCUUGCAGGGACCCUUGCCGUACACCAACGGGCACUAUUUCCAACCCAUGUGGAAUAACAUCCUGCCCACUCCCAACAGCGACAGCUCUGGCUCCCAGGACCUCGCCAUGCCUUUCCACGGGGGCCAGCCGGCCGGAGCGCCGCUCGAUUGCGCGGGAGGACCUCAUUACAGAGCUGGGGCUGGCCCGUCCAGCCAGAACAACGUGAUGCAGACCGUGGAUUACCUAAGCGGGGACUUCCAGCAGCCUUGCUUCAGAGAUCAGAGCGUGGCCGUGCUGGGGAAAGUCCAUCGGCCUCCCAUGAACCGAGCACCUGAACCGAGCGAUAGUCGAAAUCUUCAUAUUCAGCACCCAGGGUAUAGAUAGGCUGCAGUCACUUUCACAGACAAAAUUAGAGGUUUAGUCUUAAUUUUAACGAAGAAGCGAGGCAUUUUUAACUUGCAAACUUGCGUGAUCAUUAUAAGCAACCGUCGGAAGAAGACAUACUGUAUAUUUAAAAGCUUGGCUGACGUGUUCUUUCUCUCUCUCUCUCUCUCUCUCUCUCUCUCUCUCUCUCUCUCCCCCCCUCCUUCCUGCCUCAGAUAUUUAACAUUGCCUUUUUCUUUCCGACUCUUUCAUUACACUACUCCGCACCGCCGCCGUUCCCUCACCGCAGCGUCCCCUCCGUGCAGCUUCUGCUCAGCCCCCGCCUGCCGGACCGUGGCGUGUUGCUGCAGGCUUGCCCAGCCAGCGAGGUAGCGUAGCUGCUCGACGUCCCCAUCCCGAUUUCCUCCGCAGCAGGACGUGUCGGGAAGCCGGGGGGGGGGGAGCUCCUCGGCUCGAGGGGCCCGCUUCCUUAACGCAUUAAACACUGACCAUUUGCACUGUCUACGGGCUUCUUUCCUUGGGAAAGAAGCCUGCAAAGAGCUCGCUCAGGGGGCGGGGAGGCGUUAGGGCAGGGAGAAGCUUUGAGGCCGUUUCUCGCAGCCUGGUCCCGUGUUGAGCAGGCUCUGGCGGGGGCGGCUGCACGCAGCACAGGGCGCCCUGCUCCUCCCCCCCCCCCACCUCCCCCGCUGCCCCCUCGCUGCUCUCGGGGCCUGGUUGCUGCAGGGAAGGGCCGUGGUGGGGCUUUCCCCGGGGAUCCCGGCCCCGCUGACACCCACCCGCCUUCGGCAGCCAAGGGAGCGGGGGGUGUUGGGUGCAAAGCUCCGGUGCUGCAGGACACGGAGCCCCGCAUCCCCAGCAGGGCAGCAGCUUUAGUGGGACAGUUCUCUCUGGGAACAAGCGGUUCUCAUUGCCCCUUCCCUGGGGUCUUGGUGCCUCCCCCCUCCUUGUUCCCCCUCCCCAACACUAACCGUGCAACCUCUGUGUCCCAUUCCCUUCUGAGAGUCCAAUCUGUUGCGAGCAGAAAAUCCCUCCUCUCUGUUAACCAGACUUGAUACUUGAACAUAAUGAUCACAACCAAGUUUGGAAAUUAAAAACAGACCAAAAAAAAGGAAAACAAAACAAAAAAAACACACACACAAAAAAAGCAUCAAUUCUUUAUAUGUCCACUGGCUGAAAGAGAAAAAUCCUGCUCUACACUGUACGCUGUAAGUGUCAUGUCUCUGUAUGAAUGUGGGUUCCAGUAGCGUUGUGUGUGGGUGAGCCUCCCCCCGCAGCCCUCGGGAAAACGAAGCCUUAAGCAUCUCGCUCCUCCAGCAUCCUCCAUCCACGAGCACGGCGCGGAACCCCGGCGGUACGGGGAGAAAGGCAAGAAGGAAAAGAAAAGCGAAAGCAUCGAUCUGUGUUUUUUAUUUUUUAAAUUCAGGACGCGUAGCCCCGGGCCGUGGCAGGUAUUUCGGUCUCGGAGCUCGGCACGGCGCCGUGCCCCCGGCUCCUCCGCGCUCCUCGCUUCGCUGCUGUCCUGCUCCGGGUUCCCGGCUGCAGGCGGAGGGAAGGACGCGUGGGCUUUGCCGUUGCAGAAGGAAAGAAAACCCCGGCCCGGUCGCGGCUCCGCCAAAAUGAUGAAGCGACGUCGAGUCCUAAGUUAUUGCUCCUCAUCGUCUCCUCGGUGUAAAGUGGUAAAUACACGUCCGUGAAAGAA